CCUGAUUGGCCAGGCCUCGAUGAGUGUGGGCGGGGCCGAGGCCGGAGCUGACCAGCCCGCCAGCCCAGUGCCCGUAGGGGGCGUGGCCUUAACGCUGAUUGGGGCGGGCUGCAACGGGGGGAGAUGCUUCCGGGUGAGCUGCCCCGCCCCCACGUGGGCCCCGGGAGACUAAAACGAGCUACGGCGGUGGCGGGAGCGGCAGCUCUGAGCCCUUGAGGAGCCAGAGCUGUACACAGAGCUGAGGGCACAGCAGACACCUCGGGAGCCCUCGGUUUCAACCAGCUGGCUGCCUACUGCUCUGCCCACCAUGCAGCCCCAGUCGGUUCUGCACAGCGGCUACUUCCACCCGCUGCUUCGCGCCUGGCAGACGGCCACCGCCACCCUCAGCGCCUCCAACCUCAUCUACCCCAUCUUUGUCACGGACAUUCCUGAUGACGUACAGCCCAUCGACAGCCUCCCGGGAGUGGCCAGAUAUGGUGUGAACCGGCUGGAAGAGAUGCUGAAGCCCCUGGUGGAAGAGGGCCUGCGCUGCGUCCUGGUCUUUGGAGUCCCCAGCAGAGUCCCUAAGGACGAACGGGGCUCUGCAGCCGACUCUGAGGACUCCCCAGCCGUCGAGGCGAUCCGUUUGUUGCGCAAGACGUUCCCCAGCCUCCUGGUGGCCUGUGAUGUCUGCUUGUGUCCCUACACCUCUCACGGUCACUGUGGGCUCCUGGGCAAGAACGGCACAUUCCAGGCCGAGGAGAGCCGCCAGCGGCUGGCAGAAGUAGCACUCGCCUAUGCCAAGGCAGGAUGUCAGGUGGUAGCCCCAUCGGACAUGAUGGACGGACGUGUGGAAGCCAUCAAGGAGGCCCUGAUGGCACAUGGACUUGGCAACAGGGUAUCAGUGAUGAGCUAUAGCGCCAAAUUUGCAUCCUGUUUCUAUGGACCUUUCCGGGACGCGGCCCAGUCAAGCCCAGCUUUUGGAGAUCGCCGCUGCUACCAGCUGCCGCCAGGAGCACGGGGCCUGGCCCUCCGAGCAGUGGCGCGGGAUGUGCGGGAAGGAGCCGACAUGCUCAUGGUCAAGCCAGGAAUGCCCUACCUGGACAUCGUGCGAGAGGUGAAGGACAAGCACCCUGAGCUCCCGCUUGCUGUGUACCACGUUUCUGGAGAGUUCGCCAUGCUGUGGCACGGAGCCCGGGCCGGGGCAUUUGAUCUCAAGGCCGCUGUGCUGGAGGCCAUGACCGCCUUUCGCCGCGCAGGUGCCGACAUCAUCAUCACCUACUACACGCCUCAGCUAUUGCAGUGGCUGAAGGAGGAGUGAUGGAGACGGCGUACAAGACCCCAUAACUUCUAAAAGGUCCCGGGGCCUUGGAGAAGUGAAAACCAAAGUAAAUGCUGCUUUAGAACUGUGCCCGCACGCUCUUCCUAUUCACAUGCUGGUAGGUGCUUUCUGCCAGCAUGCCAGAUCCCACCACUCGAGUCUCACCAGCCAUCCCGGGCUUCCCUGCCCCUCCCCUGAGUCAUCCCUGAGGCCCUCUUCCACCACCCCAGCUCCUUCUUCUGGCGUGGCUUCAUCUUGAAAGCUACCGGGAGCCAAGGGCACAGGCUUGGUAGGGCCCGGGAGAGGGGCUUGGAGCAUUAGGGAAAGAGGAGGGCGGUUGCAUCUUGAAUCAUGAGAAGCUCUGGAAAGCCCGAGGCCUCUGGCAGCAUAGCUGGGCCCUGGGACAGAGGCCUAGAUUGACAUCUUCGGGUUUAGACUUGAGAUUUGCCACGAUUCCUCCAGAAGGUGCUUCCCACCUGGGUUCAUGUUGCCAGGCUGCCUGAGAUCGUCUGCUUUGAGCCAUAUACCCAGAGAAGAGUUACUUGUUCAUGAGCAGAAACGCUGCCUUCUGAAGAUCAAAGUUCAGAAGCAAAGAGAGAGUCUCUGGCUGUUCAAGAUGCCACCACCAAAAAGGCUUUUCUGUCGAGAAAAUUUUUGAGAACAUCUGCCCGGUGCCCAGACACAAUGCUGGGUACUGGGGAUAUAGCAGGACAGACCUCAGCCUGUCUCUGUAUAUGAAAUCUAUGCAGGGAUAAUAAGGAGACAGACAACAAUGAGAAAACAAAGCAGUUACAAGUUGUAAUAAGCGCUUUGAAGGAAAGAAAGGGUCUGACACCAAAAAUAACAGACCAUGGGUGUGUCUCGAGAGUGUGGUCGAGAAGCCCUCCCUGAGGCCAAGGGACAAGAAGGGAUCCUCCCAGAGAACAGAGGCAAGUGCACCAGAAGCUGCAAGAAUGACACAAAGUGUGCAAAGGUCCUGCAGUGGGAGGAGCUUGGCAGGGCUCCUGGGAGCAGGGUGAGGAAGAGGAGGGUGAUUGACCGGACCGGAGGCUGGAAAGGUAGGCCCUGUGCCUUGUAAGAAGCUUGGUCUUAUUUUGCAUUUGAUAGAAAGCCAUCUGAAGAAUCUUAACCAGGAGUUAUGUGUGUUCCACUUUCCCACAUUCUGUUGCCAUGAAAAAAAGGAAGCGUGAGAAAGAGGCUGGUUGGGAGGCUCUCGUAGACCCCAGAGAGCACUGACACUGGCCUGGACCAGGGUGGUGGCAGCAGAGGCAGGAAGGAGUAGAAGUAUUCAGGAUACAUUAAUUCAGGCAGAAUUAGCAGAUUUUGCCUGAGCUUUUUAAGUCUAGGGAACGAGAGGAAACAAGGGUGCCCUCAUGGGUUUCUGGCUUGAGUGCCUGGAUGCAUGCUUUCAUUCUUCCGAGACUCACGGCAUAAUGUUCCUCUUAGGAAAGGUUAAGGCCUGGCUAUAGAGGGGCCAUUUUGCAAGUCUCCCUGCCCAUCUGCAAAGUGACAAGAAAUCCCAAAUCUUGGGCCAAAGCAGGUUCAAUUCAGACCUUAAAGCAGUACAAUCCAUUUUAAGUAGUAUAAUUACGAACUCCCGGCAGCUCCUGUAGACAGACCAGUCUCCUCUGACUCCUGGUUGAGUCAGAGCUGCGGCUGACCUAAAUAAGGACCCGAUCUCACCCUGUCCUUUGGGGAGGUGGCCAGCCAAAACCAGGGCUUGAAGAGUCCUAAAGCUUCACCUUUCAAGGAGCCAGAGCCUGGAGCUCUAAUUAGAGAUGAGCCACUGAUGGGCCUCAAGGUUCUGACCAGACCAGAACCUUUGGCUGUGUUAGCCUCUUAGCUUCUUAUCUCCUGGCCCCUUGGCCCCUGACCCCUGAGCUCAUUUCUGAUUAGUAUGAAAGGGAAUGUUCUUCAGCACCAUCCCAGACUCAUCAUUGCCAGGCCAAUAUGAGGCCUGGUUCUUGUCAGCACAGAGAGACAGGAGACAGACCUUGCUCUUUAGGUACAAACUCCACAGGAGGCAAACCACUCUGCAUAUGUCCCAGACUCCCCCAGAAGUAAACGUUAAGCGGAAUGAUGGUGAGUCUCCGUGAGGAGAACCAGGAGGUCGAUGUGUCACCGGUGAUGUGAUGGGCGCUGUGAAGGUCACCAGGACCUAACUGGGUUUGAAGGGUCAGAAAAUGCUUCCCUGAGAGGCUGACAUUUAACCCUUGACCUGAAGGAUAAGCAGCCAAGCUAAGAGCACUCCGGGCAGAAGGAACUCCAUGUCUAGAAUGAGCUAGAACACAAAGCAGGUGUGGCUGGAGCACAGUGAAGGGCAAAAAGACCAGGGCCAAGCCAUGCGGGUGUCAAAAGCCAUGUGUAAGGAAGAUGGAAGCCUUUCCAGACCCUAUUCCAAGAGAAAGGAAAGCCAUCUGAAGGAUUUUAAGCAGGCGAACGAUGCACUCUGAUUUUGCAUUUGAUGAAAACAUUUGACAGCACUGGCAAAGCGCACAGGAGAGAUUUUGUAGCCUGGACUGGAGUGGUGACAGAGGGGGUGAAGAGGGGAAUGGAUUUAGGAGGUCGAUUUCUUGGGAAGGAUAAACUUGGUUUGAGCUCCUGGCGGCUGAUGGGCCAUUUACUAAGAUGGGAAAGCUUGGGAGAGAGGGUAGAGGGGGAGUCCUAAAUUUAGCUUGGGUUUGCAGUGAGGGAGCUAUACCUAGAGAGUUGAUGACUCACCCAGGGCCACUCAAGUUGUAGCAGAACUGGAUCUAGAACCCCAUCACUGAAAACACUUCUGGUUAGAAGUAGAAUUUGAACCCACAUAGCUCAACUCCAAGGCCUCUACCUUUAACCACUGUGCACACCAUCUCCUAGUGAACAGAUAAAUUAGGGAUCUAACAUGAUGCUAUUCAAGGGGGUACACCAAGGGCUGAGCUGCCUUCAGGCAUCAUGGUCUAUGUGCAGUGGUGCCCUCUGAAGUCAGGAUUUGUCGUCAGAAGCCACCUAGUAUCUGCUCCAGCCCCACUGUUUUGUUUCCAGAGGCAAUGGCCAGGCAGGCAAGCUGAAGGGGUUUAGGUGGUCCUGAAGGAUCUAGUUCCUCCACAGUCCCAGUCUUCCUGCUACAUGCCCUGCUCUUGCUAGUCGUAAUUUUAUCCUUGUGCAGAGAGAACUCAGCUUUCACAAUUGGCAAGGCAUAUUCUCAGACUUCUAAGCAUCACAGGCAGUUGGUGAGCAUUCAGGGCCUCUCUUAAUGAGACUUGACUUUAUUUCCCUCUGAUGUGCCUGCUUAGAUGGUAGCUUGUCUGUUUCUUGUAGGUCCUUCCUAAAGGCCACAACAAAUAGCCAAUACAUUCCACCAAUCUCACUUCUUUUUUUUUGUUUAUUAUUGAGAGACAGCAUGAGCAUGGGAGGGGCAGAGAGUGGAGGAGACACAGAAUCCAAAGCAGGCUCCAGGCUCUGAGCUGUCAGCACAGAGCCCGACACGGGGCUCGAACUCACCGUGAGAUCAUGACCUGAGCUGAAGUCGGACGCUCAACCGACUGAGCCCCCCAAGGCGCUCCCCAAUCUCACUUUUCUAUUUUCUACUACGAUCCCUAAAACUACACCUUCAGUGGGCAAAUGGUUGAGGGUCCCCCAAAACAACAGGUAUUUCAACCAACCACUUUACUAACAAUUCCCCAGCUAGGAAAGGAGGACUCCUGACCUGCCCCAUACCCCAUAGCCUACAUGGACUGUGCCAAUUCCACAUAUAAGGGCCUGUGACUUCCAGCGUCCCAUAUUCCAGAUACUUAUGGUUGCAAGUGACAGAAUCCAAUUCAGUAGCAAAAAAGUAAAUGAUUGGUUUUUAUAACUGGAUUUCAAUAAGGUCAGGUGUGCUUAGGUCUAGGGUUAAAGGCUGUCAUAGAGACUAUGUCUCUUCAUAGUUCUUAUAUGGUUGCCUCAGCUUGGCUUUAUUCUAAGAUAGGUUUUUGCCACUUGACAGCCACAGGAUCCUUAAAUGGUCCUUAUGACUUACAAUCCCAAAGAAAGACCCUCUCCCAUCAUUCACGACAAAUCUCUGGAGCUCUCUGACUGGCCCCACUCAGGUCAUAUGAACCAGCCUCUUCAUUCAGUCACCAUCAACAAUGGCAUGGGAGAUGUGGCACCAUGACUGACCAGGUCUGCCUCAUUACACAGAAGUCUAGUGGAGUCUCAGAGCUUUGCAGCAGUGGUCCCCAUGCCUGGAAUGCUUUUCCCCAGAAUCUGUGUGGCUGUCUCCUUUUUAUUGUUAAGAUCUUGGCUGACACGUCACUUCCUCAGAAACCCUGCCCUAACACCCAAUUUAAAGUCAUUCCCCAGUUACUCUGUAUUAGUCAGGACUCAAGUUCAGUGGUCAUAACAAAAGCCAAGGUAAUGAUAGCUAAGAAGAAAACAUUUCUCUCUGAGCAGUCCAGACCAUGUCAGCUACAUGGUGUGGUGGGUCCAGGCGCCCUCCUUGUUCCGUCCUCCUAAACACAUCUCGGCUUCCAUCUCAUGGUCAAAGAUGGCGAGUUCAGUUCCCACCAUUAGCUCCUCUCCAGUCAGCAGAAAGAGGAGAAAGAUGAAUGGAGGGCAAGAUGCUUCUUUAUAAGGGCACACCCCAAAAGUUGCACAUAUCACUUCUGUCCGUAUGCUCUUGUCUGAACUUAGUCACGGUCGCAGCUAGUUGUGUAAGGUAGGCUGGAAAACAGACUCUAGUGGGGCAGCCAGGUGGCUCAGCUGAAACUUGGAUUAAGUUACUAAGGAAAAAGGAGAGAAUGGAUAUAGGGGCAAAUGGCCAUCCUCAUCAUAUGAAGUGUCUUGUAAUCACUCAAACAGUGGUCAGGACAGCAAAGAGGUCUUUAGAGACCAUCUAGUUACACACUCUAAUUGUAUAGAUGGGAGACAAACCCAGAGAGGGAAAUUGUUCAAAUCCACACAAGCCAUUGGCAGACCAGGGCUGGGCUUCAGGUCUCCAAACACCAAGUCCAGUGCUCAAAACUGGAGAAGGGAUUGGUUUCAGGGGAACCUUAGCUUUUUAGGUGUUAUCCUAGCUUCAGAUGCAUUUUUAUAUUCAUGUGUUUUAUCUAAGAAAGUUAUAUUUGUGUGUUAUUUGUGUAAAUAAAAAUAAAUGAAAACAUGGCCAAUGCAUAUAUGAAAAGGUGUUAUCUCCAUUAGUCAACAUAGAAAUUCAAAUUAAAUGGGGCGCCUGGGUGGCGCAGUCGGUUAAGCGUCCGACUUCAGCCAGGUCACGAUCUCGCGGUCCGUGAGUUCGAGCCCCGCCUCGGGCUCUGGGCUGAUGGCUCGGAGCCUGGAGCCUGUUUCCGAUUCUGUGUCUCCCUCUCUCUCUGCCCCUCCCCCGUUCAUGCUCUGUCUCUCUCUGUCCCAAAAAUAAAUAAAAAACGUUGAAAAAAAAUUAAAAAAAAAAAAUUCAAAUUAAAAACACAAUGAUGGGGCGCCUGGGUGGCUCAGUCGGUUAAGCGUCCGACUUCGGCUCAGGUCAUGAUCUCACGGUCUGUGGGUUCGAGUCCCACGUCAGGCUCUGUGCUGACAGCUCAGAGCCUGGAGCCUGCUUCCAAUUCUGU
Panthera uncia (snow leopard) is the source of this 6867-nucleotide messenger RNA. RefSeq names its product aminolevulinate dehydratase (gene ALAD). NCBI's taxonomy places the organism in Eukaryota, Metazoa, Chordata, Mammalia, Carnivora, Felidae. Gene Ontology annotation, cellular component: cytosol. The coding region runs from base 308 to 1300 and encodes 330 amino acids. The transcript has 12 exons. The record is from RefSeq and is a predicted model, not a curated record. Gene Ontology annotation, biological process: heme biosynthetic process. Gene Ontology annotation, molecular function: porphobilinogen synthase activity; zinc ion binding.